This is a messenger RNA of Periconia digitata, 530 nucleotides long. The record is from the annotation of a GenBank genome assembly. NCBI's taxonomy places the organism in Eukaryota, Fungi, Ascomycota, Dothideomycetes, Pleosporales, Periconiaceae.
UGUUGAUAGAACAAGGGCUGUUUGAACGUCCAAUCAGCACGUACGGAGGCGAUCAAGCACUUCCAUCUCCGAAUAUAUAUUCCAUCGUCCCCUCGAGCCAGCGAAACAUCAAUCAAGAUCCUUUCUCGAUAUCCGCUAACCACCACCAAAUCAAAUCAAAUAUAACCAACAUGACAAUUGACCACAUUUCCUUCAACGUCCCAUCGCCGCGUUACGAAGAAGUCGUGGCGUGGUAUCUCAAAGCCCUAGCGCCACUCGGCUACGUCAAACAGGACGAAAUCAAAGAUAUCGCCUGCGGUAUUGGAGACACACCACACAAGUCCAAGUUCUGGAUCGGGCAGACGGACGAUGCUUCGAGACAGCUGGGCGGCGUGCUGCAUCUCGCGUUCACCGCGAAAGACCACGACGCUGUAGACAAGUUCUUUGAGGAGGCGAUUAAAGCUGGCGGCAAGGAUCAUGGGAAGCCUGGAAUCAGGGAGAAGUAUCAUUCGAACUAUUACGGAGCGUUUGUGAUUGAUCCUCUUGGGUGA